AUGGCAGAAAAGUUAAUAAUGUUUCUGGUAACGGUGACUUGCCUGACCGGACUGUCGGCAAGCUUUCAGUAUUCAGAUCUGGUGGAUAUUAACGUGGCCUGCCCGCCCAAAGACACGUGCAUUGUUCAAAACGUCGUCGAUUCAAAUGACUGGGAGAAAAGGAACUGUUUUUGUGACGAUCUGUGUGGUGAAUAUGGCGACUGUUGCCUCGACGCCCACACAUACAAUGUCAACGAGCACCGGAGGCCAGGCCGCUACGAGUGCGUGCAUCUCAGACAAUUUGGCGACCUGUACAUGCGAAGGACUUGCAUGUCGGGCUGGGAGGACCCGGAAAUUGCAAUGAUGUGUUUGAGUGGUACCCCACACUCCAGCUCCAGUCGCAGAGACCCCCUGGUUGACCUACCUGUGACCAGCCUAGACUCUACCAUCACCUACACUAACUUCUACUGCGCCCUCUGUAACAAGGACUCCAAGUCGCUGGGGAUGUGGAAGGCGCGGGUGGAGUGCCCUACUCUCUCCCGUUACCAAUUCCAUUUUCGGAACCUGACCAUAGAAUAUGUCUCUUCUAAUCUUUUCUUCAAAGACGAAAACUGGGGUCUCUAUAUUGAUGACAAUGGAGUUGAAGUCUUCCACACUUGCUUCAUCGAUCCCGUACUGCCGGAAACUGUUUCACAUUUGGUGAGACCAUGCAAGCAAAUGACUAAGGUUUGUGAAUCGGAUUGGACGGAUACAGAUGUAGAGAAUCUCUGUCAUUCGUACACAGCUGUGGUAUACAAUUUUGAACAUGCCUACAGAAACCCUCACUGUGCUCAGUGUAACUAUGUACCCAAAAACUACACUUGUUUCUAUAGGUCGAUGACAAGAUUUUUUUUCGAUGACAAGUUUAAUCCUAAUGCAUUUUCAUUAUUGUUUGACUUUGUCGACACAAGCGGCAGCAACAUGGUGGGGUCGACAUCUUCGUGCAGAGUGGGUCAAGUGUUUGACCCGUUCUUUAAGAAGUGCAGGAAUGUGCUAUGCAGUAAAGCUAAGCAAGAAUACAGGUUCGGUCGUUGUAUUGACAUCGAUGUCGACAGUGACCCAGCGGCUGACGACGUCUCAACAACCACUUCAAGUACCACCUCCCUGGUCACAUCUUCAGAGAGCAAGCCACUGGAUACUACAACAGAAGUAUCGAGUGAUUCCUCAAACACCAGCACCGAGAGGACCCAAACUCUGACUUGUGAGAAGUUCCUUUUGCCUGCUAGCGAAUUCACGAUGAGCGCCAACGGUACUGUGGUGGCUGAAGAGUACAAUCGAACCUUCCAGUCUCACGAGUACGAACAGACGGAAGGUGGAGUUCUAAUAUGCAUUAUCCACACAGAAACGGACAAGUUCUCUCCCUUGAUGGGCUGGGUGUCACUGGCAGGACUUGGCCUCUCUUGUGUAUGCCUAAUAUUACACCUGACUGCUUUUUUUAUCGUUCCAGAUCUAAGAAACCUGUCAGGAAAGAAUCUGGCUUCUCUUUGCCUAGUUCUGCUGGCCGCAUAUACUACUUUCAUACUGAGUGUAUUUGGAGAACCAGGCAAGAGCGAGUGCUUUAUUUUGGCAGCUGCCCUGUACUACUUCCUCCUGUCAUCCUUCUGUUGGAUGAACGUGAUGGCGUUCGACAUCUGGAGAACGCUGAAGCUGGCAACGUCCCACCUUCGAGUGCCUGCAGGUCGGCAGUGGGGUAAAUUUUUAAUUUAUUCCAUAAACGGGUGGCUGAUGCCCGCUGUCGCUCUCACCGUCGUGGUGAGCACUGACCUCCUGCGACCUGACGGCCUGCCUCCACACUACUUCCCAGCCCUCGGUGAACGCUGGUGUUGGUUUGGACAACGUAAAGCUCUUCUGGUGUUCUUUGCAGCUCCAACGGUGACAAUAAUGUUGAUCAAUUUAGUACUGUUCAUCUUAUCUUCACGUAUAAUCGCCGUAACGACGCAAUCAACAACGAAAAUAACCUCGUGUGCCCCACACUACAACCAGUUCAAGCUGUAUUUGCGCCUGGCGCUGUUGAUGGGUCUAACGUGGCUCAGCGGCGUGGUAGCCGGGUACCUGCAAGUGGAGCCCGUCUGGUACACCUUCGUCCUCCUCAAUACCCUGCAAGGUGUCUUCAUCUUUGUAGCCUUCACCUGUACACACAAGGUGUGGCGCGUAGUGUCACGUAAACUCAUGUGUGUGAUGGCCACGUAA
Procambarus clarkii (red swamp crayfish) is the source of this 2208-nucleotide messenger RNA. The record is from RefSeq and is a predicted model, not a curated record. Lineage: Eukaryota; Metazoa; Arthropoda; Malacostraca; Decapoda; Cambaridae.